AUGUCAAACCCGCCACUCGCCUUCCGCAAAGCCACGCCCGCCGACGUCCCGGCGCUGCUCGCGCUCGUCAAGUCCGCCUACCGCGGCGAGGACAGCCGCCAGGGGUGGACGACCGAGGCGGACUUCAUCACGGACGAGCGCAUCGACGAGGCGGGCGUGCUGGCCAAGAUCAACGCGCCGGGCGGCGUGGUCCUCCUCGCCUCCGAGCCCUCCUCCCCUACCCUCCUCGCGUGCUGCGAGAUCCUCCGGCACCCGGAGCCGAGCGACCUGUCGUACUUUGGCCUGUUCGCCGUCAACCCCAAGCUGCAGAACGGAGGGAUCGGCAGACGGAUGCUGGCCGAGGCUGAAAGACUUGCGCGGGAGGAGAUGGGGGCAGCCCGGAUGGAGAUGACGGUUGUGUGGCUGCGGGAGGAGCUGAUUGCCUGGUAUGUGCGUCGGGGCUAUGUGGUGCAGGAGGGUGAGAAGAGGCCUUUUCCUUAUCAGCAUCUUGUGAACGGCAAGGCAUUGAGGGAUGACUUGCAUUUCUUGGUGUUGCAGAAAGCGUUGGCUUAG
Molecule: messenger RNA, 552 nt
Organism: Diaporthe amygdali
Lineage: Eukaryota; Fungi; Ascomycota; Sordariomycetes; Diaporthales; Diaporthaceae
Exons: 1
Coding region: 1-552 (183 amino acids)
Molecular function (GO): acyltransferase activity, transferring groups other than amino-acyl groups
Source: RefSeq, a predicted model, not a curated record